Molecule: messenger RNA, 1085 nt
Organism: Lutra lutra (Eurasian river otter)
Lineage: Eukaryota; Metazoa; Chordata; Mammalia; Carnivora; Mustelidae
Exons: 5
Coding region: 453-1085 (210 amino acids)
Biological process (GO): regulation of DNA-templated transcription
Source: RefSeq, a predicted model, not a curated record
GGGUGGGGCGGGGCCUCUCCCGGAAAAGACAGGGAUUUCCGCCCGGGAGGGGAUGGGUGGGGGCUUACCCGGAACAUCCGGAUCAGGGCUGGCCUCCCUCUCCACUCAAAGUAGAGGAGUCGAGGCCCUGUGGGGCCUCUACCAGAAAGAAGGGGGUCCCUAAGUCUGGCGUGUGGGAACAUGCGGAGGCCUUUCCCACCCCACGGACACACGCGGGAUCAUGGUCUCAUCUCCGAGGCUAUGCCAGGAAGGGGUCUGCCGGGGGGUCCUGUGCCGGCUGGGAAGCAGGGGUGGUGCACAGAGGAGACACCUCGAAGUUGUUGAGUACCCGUACUUAGCUGGAGGCGAAGUUCCCACCAUCAGCCCUUAAGGCAAUGCUCUGUCCAGAGCUCUGGCUUUCAGUGCCCCUCAGGGACACAGCACAGUCCGCAGGAUGAGCUGAGCACUUGUGAAUGCCACAAAGCAAUACAGAUCCUUUUGCACAACCUGUGGAGGACGCCCUACCGGAACCCCGGGAGUUCUGGGAGCCACACCACCCGGAAGAGCCCUUGCCGGGAGAACGCAGAGCCAAUGAGGGAACAGGACGCGGCACUCUUAGGCGGGUGCAUGCGCUGGGGGCGGGACUUCCGGCUACGUUCCCAGCUGUAUAUGUAUUUACCUUUCCUAGCGUCUGCUUAUCUCUUCAGGUUCCGGAACGCGGGUUCAGGGUCGGGGUGACUGGUCGUGAAGACGCGACGGGAGACGCGGUCGCCGCCGCACACAGCUCACUCCGGGUGUCCGCUCCCCUCAGGCCCGCUGCCGGCGCACCGAGUCCGAUGGCGGCGGCCCCGCCCAGGGACUCGGAUGAGUGUGGUGUGACCUUUGAGGACGUGGCCGUGUACUUCCCCUGGAAGGAGUGGAGGCUUCUUGAUGAGGCUCAGAGACGGCUGUACCACCAUGUGAUGCUGGAGAACUUUGCACUUGUAUCGUCACUGGGUUGCUGCUAUGGAGCAGAGGAUGAGGAGGCCCCCUUUGCACAGAGCGCUUCUGUAGGUGUGUCCCAGAACGGGACGCCCAGGGCCGCUCUGUCUUCCCCACCCCUGUGA